GUCGACGCGUAUUAUUAUUAUUAUAUCCACAGGAUUUUUCUUGCCUUGAACCAAUACCCUAAAGACGGGUUUCUUUGAAAGAAUUUCUGGCACAAGUGCCUUAUUCCAACAUUCUUUUGCUUAAUUUUUUCUUUAGUAUUGUUUGAACGAGUCGAAUUAACGAAAUACUUAUAGAAUGGGUGAUACAGAGGUAGAAGUACGUCUUAAUGAGCCAAAUGAUGCGAACGUAGCCAAUGCUGGCGCUCCUGCUAAUGGGGGUGCUGACUACAAUUACGAUGUCAAUGUUGAGGCAGAAGAAGAAGGAGUAGCAGGACCUAUGCCUCUUCAAAUGCUAGAAGGAAACGGUAUCACAUCUACUGAUAUAAAAAAAAUCCAUGAAGCAGGCUACUAUACAGUAGAAUCGAUUGCUUAUACCCCUAAGCGGCAAUUGCUUUUGAUUAAGGGUAUUUCUGAAGCCAAGGCCGAUAAACUCCUAGGUGAAGCUAGUAAACUCGUCCCCAUGGGCUUUACAACAGCUACGGAAUAUCAUAUUCGAAGAAGUGAGUUAAUUACUAUAACAACAGGAUCUAAACAGUUGGACACCUUAUUACAAGGUGGUGUCGAAACAGGUAGCAUCACUGAAUUGUUUGGUGAGUUUCGUACUGGUAAAAGUCAAAUUUGCCAUACUUUAGCCGUUACUUGUCAAUUGCCAAUUGAUAUGGGUGGUGGAGAAGGAAAAUGUUUGUAUAUCGACACGGAAGGCACAUUUCGUCCUGUUCGUCUUUUGGCCGUCGCUGAUCGUUAUGGAUUGAACGGCGAAGAAGUUUUAGACAAUGUUGCUUAUGCUCGUGCAUACAAUGCUGAUCACCAGCUUGAAUUACUGCAACAAGCAGCCAAUAUGAUGUCUGAAUCACGAUUUUCGAUGCUCGUCGUGGAUAGUUGUACCGCUUUAUAUCGUACGGAUUUCUCUGGUCGGGGUGAAUUAUCUGCUCGUCAAAUGCACCUUGCUCGUUUUAUGCGUACACUUCAACGACUAGCGGAUGAAUUCGGAAUUGCUGUUGUGAUUACCAACCAAGUAGUUGCUCAAGUCGACGGCAUCUCUUUCAACCCUGAUCCCAAAAAGCCUAUUGGUGGCAAUAUCCUUGCACACUCGAGUACCACUCGACUUUCCUUGCGGAAAGGACGUGGAGAACAAAGAAUUUGUAAGAUUUAUGACAGUCCAUGUCUUCCUGAAAGUGAAGCCAUAUUUGCCAUCAAUGCAGACGGUGUUGGCGAUCCAAAAGAAAUUCUUGCUCCCAUCUAAGUGAUAAAUUCCCUAUUAGAUUACUCUAUUUUCCAAAAACGUUUCUGCCUAUAUUGAUUAUUACAGCAGUGAAGGGCCGGCUAGAAAUUGCCAUUUUUAGAACCUCUUCUGUUAUGGAUCCCAUUUAGGGCAUCAUUUGUCAACUUUUAUCUGGUAUACGUUAUGAACGUAGUCACUUUGCAUGGUAUUUUUUAAUUGUUUGUACCUAUAUAAGAUGAAAGAAACCACGGUUAGGGUCUAUGCUCGUUUCCUAUUUAUGUCAUUAUGCUAAUCCCUAUUUUUACCAUGAAUUCCCACUUAUGGUUCUAUUAUUUAAUUUAUUUACAAAAAAAAAUUGGUAAUGGAGGAUAUUUAUGCAAUCGGUCAUUCUUUUCCGAGAUGCACGUCUCAUCAAAAGUUGUUGAGCUACGGAUCUUUUUCAGCAUCAUCCAUAUAUUCAUCUAAUGUUUGAGAAGCUUCCUGGCUUCCUGUUUGCUCUGUAUUAGCAAUAUGGUACAGGUUGACUAGAAUCUUUGAAUAGUUAGAAGCAUGAUAUUCAUUGUCUCUCUUUUUUUCUUAAUCUGACGUUUUC
Messenger RNA from Schizosaccharomyces octosporus yFS286, 1853 nucleotides. Its product is annotated as recombinase Rhp51. Gene Ontology annotation, molecular function: ATP hydrolysis activity; ATP binding; DNA strand exchange activity. The record is from RefSeq and is a predicted model, not a curated record. Bases 176 to 1282 code for a protein of 368 amino acids. NCBI's taxonomy places the organism in Eukaryota, Fungi, Ascomycota, Schizosaccharomycetes, Schizosaccharomycetales, Schizosaccharomycetaceae. Gene Ontology annotation, biological process: mitotic recombination-dependent replication fork processing; double-strand break repair via homologous recombination; DNA strand invasion. The transcript has a single exon. Gene Ontology annotation, cellular component: condensed nuclear chromosome.